CUUCAUCUGGGCUUGCUGAGAUACUCUUGGGCCGUACCAAGACGUCCAACAGAUAGGUCUCCUCCUCUACUGGACUGUGUCCCCUCGAACAAAGCCUGAUGCUACUAUAGAGCAACACCCUCCUCCUUCUAUCCCAAGACGCAGCAGUCACUAAUUGUCAGGGGUCGAACAAGGAUAAGGUAGUCUGCUUAGCGGCCGCGGAUUACCUGCAUUCGGACCCUUCGAGACGAAGGAGACGCGGCUCAGCGCCUUACGCAGCGCUUCGUUGGCUCCUACUUCCUCGAAUUCUCCGUCAUGCCCAUCUCUCCGACGGGUUCGCUGCGUUCCUUUCGAGGAUUCAGCAGCGAACACGAUCAGAACCGUUCAGAACGUAUGCGCUCUGGAGGAGGUCAGCGCUCGAGCAGCAGGGGGCCAAGCAGCAAAGGUGGAGCAGGUAUCGCUGCUGCGAGCUGGGUCGAUGACACGAGUCCCAAAUCUUCGCCCAUCGUAGCCGGCGACCAGGCAUCCUCCUCGACUGGCUUCGAUCCGCAAACGCAAUCUUCUCCUGUACAGAACUCGCCAGCCCGUCUCAACUUCUCAGUGACAGCAGCUCCCAACGAUAGGCUCGACUCGAAUCGUUCUGCAAAUGGCAACAACGAAGCAGAGACAGGCGCAGCUUCCGGAUCAGGUCUGUACCUGACCACAAAUGUCUUUGGUCCCUCAUCACAACAUCAGCAUCCACCCUCACCGCUCUCAGCCGGAUCAACAGGCAGCCAUGGUCAUCCUCAUUCGACGGGUCACAGUGGCUCAAAUACGCCUCCUUCGGCAGUCAGAUCGCCUGGAGCUGGUGGAGGUUUCUUCUCGAUCCUCCGACCCACCUCACCAAGAGUAGUUGACGGAUCCUCGGUCGGGACUGAGAAACGGAAGCCGAAGGAGCGGACCGUAAUCACAGGCGGGCAAGCAGGGGAGAGCUCUCGCGACGCAAAGGAGAGAAGCCUCGCUGAUCGGUCACGAAAGAAUGGUAGCAUGCUCUUUGACCACGUUGGCAGUGUUUUUGAGCGCUUCGGUAAGAAGGUACACUACCGCUCUGACUCAAGGGAGCCGCCAAAGGGAAGCCCUGACGCACUUACUGGAGCUAGCAGUGGAGGAGACGAGUCGUCACUUGUCGAUCCCACCUCCGCUGUCGCGCCAACCGCGGAUCAAAUUGACCUCCUGGAAGAACUUGCAGCACAAAAGCCACCGCUCCUGCGCAAUCCUUCUGCAUCGUCUGUGAUAAGCUUCGAGUCCGUCGAAGAUGGUACAGUCGCGGGUCGCCAGGCGCUCGGAAGGAUGCUAAUCCAGGUGACCGAGGACAAUGAGAGAUUCCUAGUGGUAGACGUGUCCGGUCUUGACUCGGCAGCAGGCAUCAAGGAGCGGAUGUUGAGCAAACUUCAUCGCUUUGAGGACGAUCCGGCAUCAUUUGUCUUCUACCGGACUGAGAUCGGAAUGUCAGAGACCAGCGGACCUCCGAUCGCCGAAGACAGUCUUUGGACGGUUUGCAAGGCCCUGGGUGACAACAAGGGCAACCUCAAAUUCUUGCUCAAGCAGAUUGGUCCCCCCGCCCGACCGACUAGCACUGGUCCACCUCCCGCUGCUGCAGUCACCGCACUGUCAGAGCCACAGAGGCGCAGGAGUAAGCAGGAGUCUGGGAGCAGUGAGUCUCCACUGAGUCCACAGGCAAUUUUCGCUCAGUCAAAUGCCGCUGCUACCUCUGGCGAUCGUCACUUGAAGGCCGACAGUAUCAGCUCUGUCUCUUCUACAGGAGACUAUGCCUUCCAACACGAUGGCGCCGAAGGAGGAAAUGGAACCCUGGCCACGUACGAUAGCGGCUCGGAGACUGGCCGCAAGAAAGGUCUCGCUCGCUCAAAAGGUGUCAGCCGGAGAAGCUUCGCGAGUGGCAGUGCGGGAAGCAGCGAUGACCCUCGCUUCUCUGGUCUGAGUCAAGCCACUUCUUCGCGACCGUCCUCAGGGCUCUUGGCUGUCCGUGAGGGACGCUCUGACUCGGUUCAUACCAAGGGAACCACUGUAGAGGAUGAGCCCAGAGGGAAAGGCAGUGUCCAUGCCGAGCAGCACGACGCUCGUGAUCCAGAUGCUCCAAUCCACGUACAGGGUCAAGCUUUCAGUGGACCUGCAGAAGAAAUGGAAGAAUUGCAGCAAGUCUCGGUAGAGGAAGAGAGACCGGUCCUGCCUCGGCGCUAUUCGAGAGGAACUCCGCAGCGUCCAGCAACAAGUUCAGGGUAUUCCAAUGGUAAUGCUUUAGCAUCUGCUGCGAGGUCACCGUCGAAGUCACCCCGAAAUAAGGCGACUGAGCUCGACCGUCACGCGCACAGUCCGCCGUCUCAGCGUCAACAGAUGCCAGAAGAUAGCUCAAGCCGACGGCGAGACGUGCAAACAGCGGAACGUGACGAGUACGAUCUACAUGAUGCUGCCAGGAUGUACAAUCAGCCUGACGCAGGCUAUGAGCAAUUGCUCGCCCAGAACUUGGCUGGUGGAUCGUCAAAAAUCAACAAUAGGCAAGGAGGCAAUGCUCUACAGCCCAUCAGAAGCAUGGAAGAUCUGAAGUCAAAGUCAGGAAGUGAGGUCAAUGCCAGUAGAAGCGUCAAAGACAAUCCUUCGUCAACUCAGCCCAAGACAUCCCGCGCUAAUCGGCAGUCUGUGUCUGACUACCUUCCCGAAGAGAUGAGGUCGCCAGGUAAAGACGGGAGGUAUCCAAGUCUCACAGUUGCUAGAGAAGCAGCAACCGGACCAGUCCAAAUGCCUCCAAACAAUCAAAGCCGUCGACCCGGAUCAGCAGGCCAAGUCUCUCGACCAGCACAACCUCUUGCACCGUUGCAGCCGAGACAUUCGGCAGAUGGUCCACCGAUGGGCGUGGCGCAGUCUGGUGCAAUCAGUGCUGUGGCGAGCUCUACGGCUCCUCGGCAUCCUCCGUCAGCCACCUCGAUGCGAAUGGCGAGCUCCUUCGACGGAGGUUACCGGGAUCAGUUCCCGGGGCAGAUGUCUCAUCGAGGGCCUGGGACUCUAAGGGCCCCUGCUUCUGGUGUCGCACUGGCUCACAACUACCAGGCGCAACACCAGCAUCACGUGCAAGCUAUGUCUGGUACUGCACACCCUCAUCCGCCCAAUCUCUACAUCAACGAGUUCGGAGCGAGGGUCUACACGGACCCUCGUGCUGGUCCUCAUUCGUACCAUGGGCCUCCAGCCUUGACGCCGUUUCCGCAGCGCCCUCAUACCUUCCAUGACGCAGGCAACCCGGCAACCGCCCAUUAUCGGGCAUUCAUGUCUCCUCCGGAACCUAAGGAAGAUCCCUACAUUCAGGCUCGCUUUCCCGCCUCCAGCACUAGGCAAGUCUCUGAAUUUCUGCGCACUGGCCAAGCAGGUGGGAGUGUUGCUCUGUCUCCUGGCAUGACUGUACAGGAGACUUUGCAGCAUCGAAGGCAAAGUGGCGGACAAGAGCCGCGGCAGCCCUUUGUUCAUCCGCACUUUGGACCUAGGGAGCCUCGUGCUCUCAACCAGCCUCAAAGUGCCUCCCAGUGGGAUCCCAGAUCUGCCCACCACCACCAUCAGCAGCAGCAGCAGCUCCAUCAACUCAAGCAGCAAGAGCAACGAGAGGCGUCGUCACCGCAUCCUCCCGUAUUGAUGCCAAGGUCGUCGCACGAUGCUCGUCAGACUGCGCAGAGCAGCAUGCCAGGUCAACACGCUCAGCGCCCUUCUCAAGAGUACCACUAUCCACGCACUCCCGCUACGUCCUCCCCUCAGCAAGGAGCUACCAGGAUUGUGGGUCCCCAGAAUCUUCACGGACAAGCUCCCCAGUACAGAGGUCCUCCCCCCGCAGCUCUUCCUCAUUCGCAGCGCAGCGCUCCAGCCCACACAGGCGGUCAGUACCAACAGCAGGUGUCCUCAACGCAUCCCAGGACCUCUACCGGGAGCGGACAACAAGGUGAUGGUCAUCACCGCGGCAGUACCAACGGCGGCUCAGACCGUUCGUCUGGUCUGUCAUUCAAGUCCACAGAAAGCGAUGCAGUGGCUGGCCACCGUCGCAGCCUGUCCAGGGAAAGCAGUCAGCCUCGCAGUUCUAUUGAAGAGUCUAUGACGGCACCUACAUCAGCUCGCAGCUCGGGCAGUGGGCCGCUGCCUGGUCAACAUCUGAAGUCCUUGGAAUCUCCGCCACCAUCGGGAGGUCCUGCUGCCUCGUCUCGAGUGAGGAAUCAGCCCACUCAUGUCGGCCCCGAUGAGAUUGAUGUGUCGAGGAUUCGCCCACUACCCCGCCUGCCAGUGACGUCAGCCGUAUCCUCGACGGCUUCAAAGUCGGCCAAGGCAGCGCAAUCUCAUGACGGCGAGGAUGAAGGAACACUCAAAGCUGAUCAGUGGGCUUCGCUGCUUGCUAAUGCAUCCGGUGACAGCAAUGCUCUCAAGCCACCGCGCAUGCCCGCAGCCGCUUCUCCAAACAGCACUGUCAAAGCUGAUUCUCCAUCUACGGCCUCUUCCUCGACAGCCACUGUCAAGAGCCCUUCCGGUCAAGGGAGCAGCAGAAUUGGUAAUUUCCAUCUCGAUGAUGGAGGUGGAGGGACUUUCGCUUCGUUCGCAGAUGAUGACGACGAUGAUGAGGGUGGAACCUGGGCGAAGCCUUUGGAUGCUGCCCCUCCACUGUCAAACAAUCCCUCGUCACUCAGCUCAGGGAGCAGCGGGAAAGACAGCGGACAAACCACUUCGUUGGAUGAUGCUGAUGACUCAGGCACACUCAAGCCAUCGCUCAAAGCGCCCGACGGCGUUUCUCUGCUUGAAAGAGUUUCAAGUCCCAGCAGACGCCCAGAGUUGCGGCUGACGAUUGAUGCACCAAACUCUCCUGCUGCUGCUUUCGUCAAAGCUCGUGCUUCACCCCAUGAUUCGCCUGCGCUGAGUUCUAGCAGCAAUGGAGGACCUGUCCCACUUUCCUCGACCUUUUCACCUGGAGUCCUUCGCAAGAGCUCGUUCGCUCGGCGAGACAAUGCUUGGGCGAUGCGUCCUCCCCCAGAGCAGCUGUACGAGAAUCUGGACGAGUUCUUCCCUCGCCACGACCUGGACAAGCCGGUACUUGACGCAGCUGCUGCAGGCGCUCCUCCCAGCCCGUUGCCAUCUAGUGCUGCGUCUGGCAGCCCUUCGACGACUAGCUCCGGCCGACAUCAGCUUACAACUGCAUCUCCCACAAGUGCUUCAUCGCUGACUCGUCACAAGAAGUCAAUUCGACGAGUCGCCGAAGAUCGGAUGCGAUUCAUGGAGAUGAAUGGCGGGGCACAGACGGCUGACACGCCAGCGCCGAGACGAGCACCUGUCUUGAGCUCGGGCGUGGGAAGUCUGACACCGAUGACGGCGGUGAAUGCGGCGUCCAGCUCGUCGGUCACCUCGCCAGGAUUGGGUCUUGCUCGGAGGAGAAGCACAAAGCUGUGGGGUACCAAGCUGCUAGAGAUGACGCCAGGCUCAGAACAGGUCAACCGUGGAUCUCACGCGGCUUCCGUGUCAGGAUCCUCCGUAGCCGAAUCGCCCUCUGCCGACUCGAACGCUCUCCCCGUCUUCAAAUGGGUCAAGGGUGACCUGAUUGGAAAGGGAACGUAUGGAAGAGUGUACCUCGCUCUGAAUGCAACCACUGGUGAAAUGAUCGCCGUCAAGCAGGUCGAGCUACCUCGGACUGAAAGCGAUCGAGAGGAUACGCGGCAAAAGGGAGUGGUCACUGCUCUGAAGUCAGAAAUCGACACGCUGAAAGACCUUGACCAUCCCAACAUCGUGUCCUAUUUGGGCUUCGAGGAGACGCCAAAGUACCUUCACCUCUUCCUCGAGUAUGUCCCCGGUGGCAGCAUCGCCAGUGUUCUACGCAAGUACGGGCCUAUGGAAGAAGGCACCAUAAAAUUCUUUGUCUUGCAGAUCCUCUCCGGUCUAACCUAUCUCCACGAGCGUGGUGUUCUGCAUCGAGAUCUCAAGGGCGACAAUCUCCUGGUAAACCUCGACGGCACAGUCAAGAUCUCCGACUUUGGUACAGUGCGAAAGAGCGAUAACAUCUACAGCAACGUCGAGGGGAUGAGUCUACAAGGUUCCGUCUUUUGGAUGGCCCCAGAGGUGGUGACGAUGAGCAAGAAGGGCUACAGUGCAAAGGUUGACAUCUGGUCCCUUGGAUGCGUCGUGUUGGAGAUGCUCGCUGGAAGGAGACCCUGGUCAGACGAUGAAGCAGUGCAGGCCAUGUUCAAGAUCGGAAAGGAAGGUCGAGCACCUCCUAUCCCUCCCGACGUUAGACCAUCGCCAGAGGCGGCCCACUUCCUCAAGAAAUGCUUUGAGCUAGACCCGGACGCCCGUCCAACGGCGUCGCGUUUGCUGGAGCACGUGUUCCCCUACAACAACAAUGAGUGGUCAUUCAAGGACACGAUGCUCUACAAGACGAUGAAGAAUACGGUGCGGAAUCGAUGAAGAGCGAAAGCCGAGAGAUGAUGGGCACAGUGGACUAUGUCAGGAGAAGAGUGAGCUAUCCGCAAGGUGGACGGGGAAAGAUUGCAAGCUUCUCUCCAACCCUCCCAUUGCUUUCGCACUCGCUCUCUUUGCGGACUUCCAUCAUCCCCGUCCAUUCUACAUUCUACACACUUUCAUUUGUUCGUGUCACCUCACCACCCAUUGCAAAGGGAUUAUACCAUUAGUACAGUACCACC
This is a messenger RNA of Microstroma glucosiphilum, 6686 nucleotides long. RefSeq names its product Pkinase-domain-containing protein. Gene Ontology annotation, molecular function: protein kinase activity; ATP binding. Lineage: Eukaryota; Fungi; Basidiomycota; Exobasidiomycetes; Microstromatales; Microstromataceae. The record is from RefSeq and is a predicted model, not a curated record. Gene Ontology annotation, biological process: protein phosphorylation. Bases 295 to 6450 code for a protein of 2051 amino acids. The transcript is spliced from 3 exons.